This is a messenger RNA of Fusarium fujikuroi IMI 58289, 927 nucleotides long. RefSeq lists its product as uncharacterized. Lineage: Eukaryota; Fungi; Ascomycota; Sordariomycetes; Hypocreales; Nectriaceae. The coding region runs from base 1 to 927 and encodes 308 amino acids. The record is from RefSeq and is a predicted model, not a curated record. The transcript has 2 exons.
AUGAAGGCUCAAGUCACUGGCUGGUUCCAUCUUCUCCUCAGUGUUCAUGACCAGCUCCUCCCUGGCUUCCAUGCUGGUACCGUCGCACGCCUUGGCGUCGGACCUUGUGCCGGCCUAGUUGUGCAUCUUGAUAUCACAGUCGGAAAUUAUCGUCAGCCACACACGCAUUUCAAGUUCACCAUCCGCCAUGGUGGUCGAUCUGUGCCUUUCAUGGAUCUGAUCGUCCCUCUUGACUACGUUGUUACUGCGAUCACCGUCAACAGCAUCGAUGCGGAUGACAUCAACUCUCUCGCACACUUCUGCAUGUUGAAUGCUAUGGACAUCUCAGAGUUCGCGAACCAUGUCAAGGAUUUCGAUACUCUUGCCGAGAAAGUGCGCCGUCUUCGGAUCGAUGUUGACUGGUCAAAGCUCUUUGUCAUCGAUAACUUGGAGUUCAAGCACAACAUCAAACUGGACCCUUCUACCACGCACAACAUCACCUUUGCUGUGAGUAGCCAGCUUAAGAAGAAAAGCAUGGGGCUCCUUAAGGCAUGGUCCUUCCAGGAAGUAACAUUCGAUCGCACUUGGCCCGAUAUUCUUGCCAAUCUCAAUCAGUUCAAGAACCCAUACGCAGAUUACCUCGUGGAUACGCGUUUCGGUUAUCGGGACCUGACAUACAAGAACGUGGGUGGGAUCGACCCUGACGAGCGACCCGAUCGUCCCAACAAGGCCUCAACCUACUUCAUGGGUGCCGAGCAUCGAACUGUUGCCUUGCUAGCUGGUGCCGCCGAAGAGCAAGAGAUGGUUGAUAGUCGUGCACUCGCACUUCUUGAUACACCUAUCCUAGCUGUGGUCUGGUCGGAUAUCUUCUCUUCGUGGGAACCACAGGACGAUGAUCUUGAAGUUUAUGGCAUCUUCUUUACCAUCUUCCAUACUACCCCCAGGUGA